AUGGCCACAGCAAACGGUACCACCAGCAAUGACUUCACCGUCAAGGCUGGCCUGGCGCAAAUGCUGAAGGGUGGCGUGAUCAUGGACGUUGUCAAUGCAGAGCAGGCCCGCAUUGCUGAAGAGGCCGGCGCCGCCGCCGUCAUGGCGCUGGAGCGUGUCCCCGCCGAUAUCCGCGUUGAGGGUGGUGUCGCUCGCAUGUCUGACCCCAGCAUGAUCAAGGAGAUUAUGGCGGCUGUUACUAUCCCCGUCAUGGCUAAGGCUCGUAUUGGUCACUUCGUUGAAUGCCAGAUCCUCGAAUCCAUUGGUGUUGAUUACAUUGAUGAAUCUGAAGUCCUCACCCCCGCCGACGAUGUCUACCACGUCACAAAGUCCAACUUCAAGGCCCCCUUCGUCUGCGGUUGCCGUAACCUCGGCGAGGCCCUGCGUCGCAUCUCAGAAGGUGCCGCCAUGAUCCGUACCAAGGGUGAGGCCGGUACCGGCGACGUUGUCGAGGCAGUGAAGCACAUGCGUACCGUCAACGCGCAGAUUGCUCGUGCCCGGGGAAUCCUACAGUCGAGCCAAGACCCAGAGCCCGAGCUUCGUGCUUUCGCUCGUGAGAUUGAGGCUCCCUACGAGCUUGUCCGUGAAUGUGCCGAGAAGGGCCGUCUGCCCGUUGUCAACUUUGCCGCUGGUGGUGUGGCUACCCCAGCUGAUGCUGCCCUGAUGAUGCAGCUCGGUUGCGACGGUGUCUUCGUUGGCUCUGGAAUCUUCAAGUCCGGUGAUGCGCAGAAGCGCGCCAAGGCUAUUGUCCAGGCCGUGACUCAUUUCAAGGACCCCAAGGUUCUUGCUCAGGUCAGCGAGGGCUUGGGUGAGGCUAUGGUUGGCAUUAGCGUACAGAAGAUGGCUGAGGGCGAUAAGCUGGCUGGCCGUGGAUGGUAG
Penicillium angulare is the source of this 918-nucleotide messenger RNA. RefSeq names its product pyridoxal 5'-phosphate synthase subunit PdxS. NCBI's taxonomy places the organism in Eukaryota, Fungi, Ascomycota, Eurotiomycetes, Eurotiales, Aspergillaceae. Gene Ontology annotation, biological process: pyridoxine biosynthetic process; amino acid metabolic process; pyridoxal 5'-phosphate biosynthetic process. Bases 1 to 918 code for a protein of 305 amino acids. Gene Ontology annotation, molecular function: amine-lyase activity. The transcript has 3 exons. The record is from RefSeq and is a predicted model, not a curated record.